This is a messenger RNA of Clunio marinus, 3705 nucleotides long. The record is from the annotation of a GenBank genome assembly. NCBI's taxonomy places the organism in Eukaryota, Metazoa, Arthropoda, Insecta, Diptera, Chironomidae.
UUGGUCGCAAAAAUGGUUCGUGUGAUGUCGAUUUAUCAUUUUUCAAGCCAACACAUUCAGCAACUUUCAAUUGAAGAGCUGUCGGCAGCAUGCAUGAUAUCCGACAGCGAAAUUGCAUUGGCAAGAGCAUCUGAUCAUACGAUAGAGCUGAGGCCGUUAAGUGACAUUCUCGGUGAUUAUGAGAACAUCCCAGAUGUUGCCAUCAAGUCCUUCUCAAGUGUUGAUGAUGUCAAAGAAAUUAUUUACUCAAAAGUUGGAAAUUAUAUUUUAACUUUGGAAAGCCGGAUGAGCAAUUAUGAGCGAGCUGAAAUUCGUUAUGUAAGAAUUUAUGCCAAUUGGGAUACAAAGCAAUCAAGUCCAAACGCCCUCAGAGCAAGAAUUGCUGGGAAAAUCACACCGAUGAAGAAAACUUUAGAAAUGCUCGAACUUCCUUUAAAUCUCAACCCGACGUCAAUUGCGUGUUGUCAGACAACUGGAAAUAUUCUUGUCAAUCACAAGAACAUCAUUCAAAUUUUUCUUUUCAAAUACUGCACAAAUGAAACAACAAAACUUCAGUACAUCGAUUUCUUCGAAGCACCUUUCAAUGUCGAAUUGGUUUUCGAGCCAUUGAAAGUUCUUUUCUGUGAAGACAUCGUCAGCUGUUACAGUAAACAAUACUUUCAUGUUUUUAAAAUUACUGAAUCGAUUGAUGAAAAGAACAGCACAACUUCAGAGUCAAAUAUUUGCACAUCAACUGAAAUGCCACAAACCAAAGAGUCGACUUUUAUCAAUCUUGACAGCGACGUAGAUUUCCAAACCAUUUGUGAUAAAGCGGAACUCAAUGGAAACUCGUUUAACGUCAAAAUAAAAAGCACACAAGAAAGUUCAAUAGGAAGUUAUGGGGAUGAUGACUCCGAAAUGCGUCCAUCAGUUGUCAAUGAAUUGAAUGCUGUCAUAAAAUAUUUGAACAACCUUCCAGAUUCUUUUGCAGUCCCAUCAAAGUUCACCACUCAAAAUCUUCUUCAAUUGAAGCUUCAAUCGAUGAAAAUUAGUGGAGUUUUACGUGAAAAUGUUGACACUUUCAAGUGUAUGUUUGUAAAGCCGCUUUAUGCGAAAAUUGAUUAUGAAAAUCCAAAGUGUCGCAAUAUGAAAAAUUCUUCGUUUUUCAUGCAUUCAAAGUUCAAAGAAAACUUUUAUGGUGUCGCCGUUCUUAUAACAACACAACAAGAUGGAUAUUUGUACCAAAUCAAUACCACAACUUCAACUGAGUUUGACGCUUCAAAGUGCUUUUUAAAUGUUUAUCCUUUCACGUCAAAUGUUGUAGAUGUCUAUUUCAAUGAUAAUGUUAUGCACGCUUUGUGUGAGAAUGGAAUUGAAUCUUAUACGAUUCGAAUUGGUCAGAAGAUUCUACAAGAUUAUGGAUGUCGAGAAAAAGUUUACAAGAAUUUAUCAAAUACAAUUUCUCUAGUCAAUUUAAGGCCUUUUAUGAAUGUUCAUUUCAUGAUACCGGGAGAUGAGAAUCUUGUGUUAUUAGCGAACACUUCGUCGACUUAUGGCGAAAGUCUCGAUGAAACAAUCAACUGGACGAUUUACAAUCUAAAGUAUCCAUCAAUUGAAACUAUUUAUGAAGAUUUCAAAGAAUUUGCUGACAAAAGUUUAAGAAAGUAUCCUAAUGCUUACAUGAAUUUGCUAGAAGAAGUUCACGUAAUGGUCAGAACUAACAGUAUGAUAGCCAAACUUGAACAAGAAGAUAAUUCAGAAAGUGGAAGUGAAGUCAAGCUCGUGUGGAAUAAUUGUGAAGCUUUAUUGGAAGAAGCCUCACUUGUUCUGGCUGAUUGUUUGAUAUUAAACUCUAACAAUUUUCAACAAUCAUUAAUGCUCUAUGAAAUGGCGAAGCUUGACAUUGUUGGAAUUCUUCAAAGAUUUUUAAAUCAAAAUCAAAUAUUUCAGCCUAAACCGAUUGGAUUGAUUGAAGUAAUGAAAAUCAGCUUCCUUCAACUUUCUUGCGAUAGCAGAAAAUACGACGAAAUUUUCGCAAGCUCAAUUGAUUGCCCACAAACUGAUAACAAUGAACGAAAAUCUAUAAAAUUUGGAAAUGCUUUGAUUGAACUCUUCAAACGUUUCGCGCCGAAAGAGAUUGCACAACUUAAUCUCGAAUCAACAGUUUUUCGUGAUUAUAUGGAUGAGAAAAUUCAUGAAUUUUUAUUGGAAUCAACCGAGAAAUCAAUCGAUGACAUUCUCUGCAUUAUUCUUCAUCUCCUGAAGAAAGACGAAGUGACAGCAGCAAAUUCAUUACUUGCACAAAUACAUCAAGAUGAUUUAUAUCGCUUACUAACACGUCAUUGGAAUAUUUUCUUUGAAUUCAGUUCACAAUCAACUGCUGAAGGCGAUAGUGGAGGAGUUAAGAGAUGCAACAAGUCAAUCAUCAGCUUCUCUGAUUUCACUGAGCUUCUCUUUCUCACCAGCUCAACAAAUGAACGUGGAGAACUUUUCACUGACGUUCUCAUGUAUCAUUUCUUCAAUACAAAAACGAUUCGAUUUAAUGGAAUCCUCAAACUCUUCAUGGAAUAUCUCGCAUCACAAUUCGGACACGAUUCAUACAUUCAUGGUCAGAAUAUUCUAAAAAUGAUGCUCGAGAAAUAUCUUUUGAAAUAUUACGAGUCGAAAUCGAUUGAUGCCGACAUUUCACUUUUAUCAUCAACAUCAUCAGGCAACACUGCAACAUUAUCAGCAUCAAUAGAUGAUCAUCAUCGUGGUCGACCAGAUUUAAGUUGGAAUAAUGAAGAUUUAAACAGCGGCGUGUCAAGUCAUCGACAUGCAAUGAGAGUUCUUGUACGAAUUUAUCUGAGUCAAUUGAAAACGCUGAGCAUGCAACAAGAGAAAAAAUCGUCACAAGACUCAUCAGCUACAAGAAUCAACAAAAGUCAGCUGAUUAAAGUCAUCGAUGAGAUGAGCUCAAGUUUAUUCAUAAAUCAAAAGCCAGUGACGAAGUUUGAUAAAAUUGCAGAAAUUUUGAUUCAAAAUGCUGGUCAAAAUCCGAUUCUGUUCCUUGAUGAACGCUUUCGAUAUCUUGAUUGGAUGCCACCGUUUGAGAAUCUUUUGCAAGUUUUAAACAAUGCUGAAGAUGUUGAUCAUCAAUAUGAUUUUAAAAGUUUAGAUAAAGACAUGUUGAUGACUUUAAUUAAACUUCAAGCACUUCUUUGUUCUGGUGAAGUGACAUCAGAAAUUACAAAAGAAGUUUUGAGUUAUCUUCAAUCAAAUCGUGAGAAUCUCAUCGGUCAUGAUAGUUUGUUGAUACUUUUGCUUCCACUUCAUCAAGCUUUGGAUUUGAUCAUCAAAAAUAAUCCGCAAUGUGUUCUUGAGUAUGCGAGAUGUCACUUUAAGUUGGAUAACGAUUGGAGUUAUUUAAUAACUUCACUUCAAAGAAAAGCAAAUGAAUUCGAAGUUAAUGAUGCGAAUAUGGGUCACAUCUUCUUUUAUCAUCGUUUACUGAAGGAAACAUUGGAAUAUGUCGCUACAUCGAAACCUCUUGACACUGUCUUGAAGAUCUUUCCUGAAGAGAAGAAUCUAAUAAACCGAGAACUGUUUGCUGUUGUUGAUUCGAAGCACAGCAACAGUUUUGAUGAAUACCUCAAGAUUUGUGUUGAUCGUGAACGUUCUGACAAGAUCAAAAAGAUGAUUGAAUCAACAGGAGUUCAACUUUAUGAAGCGAUUAAUAAAAAUUAA